ACAAUGAUACUUCGCCUCUGAUGAAAGCACGCAGACGCAAUUCUAUGUAUGCAUUAAAAAAAUGCAGAUAAUUCUGCACUGAUUGCAAAGGCGCUCUUUAUCGAGGUGACGGAAAUAGCCCUUAUCUCGUCCGGGGGUCACGACGACACGGAGGAAUUAAGUGGUAUGGUGUGUAAAUUGUUGGUCAGUUGAAAAAAAAAUCGGAACAUAAACGUGCACGCAUGCGAAAAGUUAUUCAGGAGCACUGCGCACGGCGCACGCAGGGGGGCCGAGCGGCGGGAGACGCGCGUCCGGGCCGCUAAAGCGCGGCUCGGCGCAGCUCUUUCUGCGGAGGGCCCGGCGCGGCGGGGAGAGCGGGCGCGAGGGCGGGCGCGAGGGCGGCUGACGUCACCGGGGGCGGGGCCGCGGCCGCCGAGAAAAGGCGGCGGGCGGCGCGAGCCGUCGCAGCUGCCGGGCACGGCCUCGCCAUGAGCGGCCGCAACGCGUCCGACGAGCUCCGCGUCCUGUGUAGCCCCGGCCCGCUGUUCCUGCAGCCGCUCUGGGACGGCCUGCGGGCCCGGGAGGCGCUCCUGCAGUCGCCCUUCUUCCCGACCGUCUUCUCCAUCGGCACCUACCUGGGCUGCUGCCUGCCCUUCGUGCUGCUGGACGCGCUGUGCCCCUGGGUGCCCGCGCUGCGGCGCUACAAGAUCCACCCGGACUUCGCGCCGUCGGCGCGGCAGCUGCUGCCCUGCCUGGCGCAGACCCUCUACCAGCACGCCGUGUUCGUGUUCCCCGUGACGCUGUUGGACUGGGCCCGCGGCCCGGCCCCCGUGCCCCCCGAAGCCCCCGAGCUGCUGCAGCUGGCGCGCCACGUCGGCUGCUGCCUGCUGCUCUUCGACGCCGAGUUCUUCGCGUGGCACCUGCUGCACCACCGGGUGCCCUGGCUGUACCGCACGUUCCACAAGGUGCACCACCAGAACGCGGCGUCGUUCGCGCUGGCCACGCAGUACAUGAGCGUCUGGGAGCUGUUUUCCCUGGGCUUCUUCCACCUGCUGAACGUCACGCUGCUCGAGUGCCACCCGCUCACCGUGCUGGUUUUCCACGUGCUCAACAUCUGGCUGUCGGUGGAGGACCACUCGGGCUACGACUUCCCCUGGUCCACGCACAGACUCGUGCCCUUCGGCUGCUACGGCGGCGUGGAGCACCACGACCUGCACCACUCGCAGUUCAACUGCAACUUCGCCCCCUACUUCACGCACUGGGACAAGCUGCUGGGGACCUUCCGGUCCCCGCACGCCAAGUGAGGCGCGCGCCCCCCGGCGGGCGCGGCGGGGCGGGUGCCCCUCGCACCCGGGACUGCUGGGCGCUUCGCACUCGAAUCAGGACAGACACACCCGAGCCUUUGUGUUGUUCUGUUUUUGUAAGUAAUUUAUUACCUGAUGGAGAUUUGUGGGUAAAAUCUGAUGUAUUUUCACAGCCUGACCAAGUAAUUUAUAUCGUUUUUGCGUAUUGAGGAUUGUACUCGGAGUCUAAUUCUAGCUCACUAAAAGUAGCGUUGAUUCCUGGAUAUGUAUAUAUGAUAUAUGUAUAUCACUGGUGUAUUUAAAUCAUCUCUAAAACGUUUGUUUGUAGGACAAGGACUUUCUUAUUUUUCAAAGUGUCACAGAAAUAGGCUAAAAGAACAUAUUUUUAUGGAAAAUGUGAACAGUGAAACAUUCCUGCUGGACAGUGAUCACAGUUACAGUACUUUCCCCCAAUUUUUUCAUAUAACUGUAUAUUUAUAUUGAAUGAAAUGUUAUUUGUGCUUUAAAAGUGAAAAAAACCAACCUAAAUCAAACAAAUA
Molecule: messenger RNA, 1822 nt
Organism: Prionailurus viverrinus (fishing cat)
Lineage: Eukaryota; Metazoa; Chordata; Mammalia; Carnivora; Felidae
Gene: CH25H
Product: cholesterol 25-hydroxylase
Exons: 1
Coding region: 468-1283 (271 amino acids)
Biological process (GO): cholesterol metabolic process; sterol biosynthetic process
Molecular function (GO): C-4 methylsterol oxidase activity; iron ion binding; steroid hydroxylase activity
Source: RefSeq, a predicted model, not a curated record